AUGGAUCAAAGGUUUUCAAGCUGUCGUGGUGUUUCCUUUGAGAUCCAACCCCAUAAGGAUCCAUUCGCUAUUGAUGCACCUCGAGCUAGUCGACGAGUUUGGCUUCCAUGGGGAUCUUCAAAAAGAAUCGUACCAACUUCUGGUUCCAACAUUAUUUCCAGGUCCACCAGUCGAGCCAGUAGCCAUUUCUGCGACUUAGAGACUGAUGAUGAAGAUGAUGACAACGUACUGAUCAACAUAGAAGAAGGCUACGAAUUAGAAGACAACAACAAGUUGCCUUUAACAUUUCCAGUUCCAGAACUCCCCCAAGCUCCGAGCAAAAAGAUUGUUUCCAAGCCAACAAAACAGAACGAGUCGAGAUUGUCUGUCAUCUUGCUCGAUCAAGGCUUGUUUACGGUUUAUAAGAGACUCUUUAUGGUUUGUUUGACUCUGAACAUUACAGGGUUAGUUCUUGCAGCUAUGGGUCGUUUUCCAUACGCAAGAAACCAUGCCACUCUUUUCUCAAUCGGAAACCUUUUGGCUCUAACACUAUGUCGAAGUGAAGCCUUCUUACGCAUUGUCUUCUGGCUUGCUGUCAACCUCUUCGGCCAUUCUUGGGUGCCUCUACGUCUCAAAACGGCUACCACCUCUUUACUUCAAUCUUUAGGUGGGAUACAUAGUAGUUGUGGGGUUUCAUCCGUCGCUUGGCUUACCUAUUCUUUAGUUCUUACUCUGAAAGACAGAGACAACACUUCGAACGCGAUAAUUGGGGUGGCUUCAGCAAUUCUUUCCCUGCUUUGUCUGUGUUGUCUGGCGGCGUUCCCUCUCAUCCGCCACCUCCAUCAUAAUGUGUUUGAAAGAACUCACAGGUUCACGGGUUGGGCUUCCUUGAUUCUCCUCUGGGCAUUUAUCUUGCUCACAAAAACUUAUGAACCUGAGACCAGAUCUUACAGGAAAGAUGUAGGAUCAAGAUUGGUUAAAGAACAAGAAUUCUGGUUAACCUUGAUCAUAACCAUACUAAUCAUCAUCCCAUGGGUGACUGUGAGGCGGGUUGCCGUCAAAGUCUCAGCCCCAUCAGGCCAUGCGUCGAUCAUUAAGUUCACCGGAGGAGUAAAGCCGGGGAUAUUAGGUCGGAUUAGUCCUUCCCCCAUGUCGGAAUGGCACGCUUUUGGAAUCAUUUCUGAUGGGAAAGAAGAGCACAUGAUGCUAGCUGGUGCAGUGGGUGAUUUCACGAAAUCCCUGGUCUCAAACCCUCCAAGCCACUUAUGGGUCCGACAAGUCCAUUUUGCUGGUCUGCCUUACCUAGUUAACAUGUACAACCGUGUCUUGGUGGUGGCAACAGGUUCUGGGAUUUGCGUGUUUCUUUCGUUCUUGUUACAACAAGGUCCAGCGGAUGUGUGCUUGUUAUGGGUAGCAAAAGGGAUCGAACAAAACUUUGGCAAGGAAAUAAAGGAGUGGGUGAGUCGGCAUCCAAAAGAGAAGGUGAUUGUUCACGACACCUCCCUAAUGGGUCGACCGAAUGUGUCUGAGAUGAGUGUCACGGCGGCAAAGAAUUGGGGAGCGGAGGUGGUGAUCGUAACUAGUAAUCCUGAAGGGAGUAGGGAUGUGGUGAAUGCAUGCAAAAGUAAAGGGAUUCCUGCUUUUGAUAAUCCAAGGAAAAGCAGAAAGCACAACCAAAACAACCUUGCUUACGCACCCAGAGGUAUCAGAACUGGACACACAACCGAAGUGGUCAUGGAGAGAGCUGCUAUCCACCGGAACCUGAUUCCACCAAUUGUUGAUGCCAGCACGCACCUCAUGAUCGACUAA
Messenger RNA from Lactuca saligna, 1788 nucleotides. NCBI's taxonomy places the organism in Eukaryota, Viridiplantae, Streptophyta, Magnoliopsida, Asterales, Asteraceae. The record is from the annotation of a GenBank genome assembly.